Lachancea sp. 'fantastica' is the source of this 336-nucleotide messenger RNA. The record is from the annotation of a GenBank genome assembly. Lineage: Eukaryota; Fungi; Ascomycota; Saccharomycetes; Saccharomycetales; Saccharomycetaceae.
AUGAGUGAUAACGCUAAACACCAGUCUCAAAACAAACGUAAGUUUGAGGCCCCAAAACGCGAGCCGAUCGUCAAUUUGUCGAAAUAUGCAGAUACGCAAAUUCGGAUAAAAUUGAUGGGAGGAAGACUCGUUGUUGGAGUCCUCAAAGGUUACGACCAGCUCAUGAAUUUGGUUCUGGACGAAACUGUAGAGCAUUUGAGAGACCCUGAAGACGAUACCAAAAUCUUGGCAGGCCAAACAAGAGAACUGGGUCUUGUGGUUAUCAGAGGCACCAUGUUGGUGACGCUAAGUCCUCUUGACGGGUCCGAGAUUAUUACCGGACCCUCUGUGCAGUAG